AUGACCCUGUCUGAAAUUGCUGAAGACGUGAUCAGUGGGGAAAUUCUAACAGUCGAUCUUGAAUUUCGUAACGUCGGUCCAGUUCCGAUGCAAAACUUAUAUGUUGCUGUUUCCCAUCCUGACUGUAUGAGCGUCGUCAGCGCGGAUGAUGAUAAAGAUGACUUUAAUGUACUUUACGAGGAGAAGUAUAGAGAACAACCUGAGUAUUCUGGUUGUCCACCAGAGAGUGAGACGCCUACGUCUACUGGCAGAGGACCUAGUACGUGUGCCGUGUUCGUCUCCCGUCCGGAACGACGCCAGGUUUUGAACCUG
Molecule: messenger RNA, 312 nt
Organism: Brenthis ino (lesser marbled fritillary)
Lineage: Eukaryota; Metazoa; Arthropoda; Insecta; Lepidoptera; Nymphalidae
Source: the annotation of a GenBank genome assembly